AUGGCCGAUAUUUGGGGUGGUUCUGCUCAUACUGGUGGGAAUAUUUCUGCUGGUAACGAUGAUUCAGAUAUGCCUGAUAUAGAUUUGAAAAUCGCAAAUUUAGGAUUGAAUGUCGGCGAAUCGGAUACAUUUGAUGGAUUAGAGAAUAAAAAAGAUCAAUCUCUAUUUUUUGGUACUGAUUCCACAUAUAGUAAAGAUGACAUGUCACAUAGUAUUAAUAAAGGAAGUAGCGGUAAUGUCAUUUCAAAUGAUGACGAUUCGAAUUUCGAUUAUGAUAAGCUGAUCAAGUACCAGUAUUUGGAGUUUGAAGAAUACGAUAUUCCAAAAUUGCUGAAAUUAUUAAUUAAUUUACCAAACAAGUAUCCUCAUGUUACAACCUACCCAGCUGGGUUUUUAUUUCAAUUGAUUAGAUAUGCAGAUCAUAAGAAAAAUUCUCCUUCUCUAGUGAAAACUUUAGUUACGCUAUCAAUAGCAAAAAUAUUAUCAGCUGUGAACACUGAUGAGAUAACAAGUGAGGAAACUCAAAUUAAUACUGAUGAGACUGUAGCCGGUAAUUCAGAAGACAAUUUAAAUAUUCCUGAUGAAAAAAACGCAACUCCAAUAAGCACAAGGAAAAAUGCAAAUUCUACUAAAAGUAAACCCGGUGAUAUAGUGGGACAGUCUUAUUGGUUUGCCACAUUGACGUUUUUGAAUUAUUAUUUUUAUAAAGAUGAGUCUUUUUACAAAAGAUACCCAAGUAUUUUACAGGAGAUGAUAGACGCUUUACAUUCCAUCAUGAUUCAACUGGUUGCCUCUAUAAACGCAAGACUAUCGGAUUUAAUUGACUCUACGAUUUUAGAAUAUACAACAAUCCACGAUGUCAAACAAAAAUUAUAUAAAAGUGAUUGGAAUUUUUUUAAGAAGAGAAGACAAGCUAAAGCAGCAAAACAAGAGAUUGAUAAAAAAAAUGAAGAAACUGACUCAAUUUAUUAUGAUCAUGAAAUCUUAAAACAUUUAUUCCCGCCAUCUUUAGAAGAACAAAUGAAACCCUCUCCAAUCAAAUUGGUUCAAAUAUUUGGUGCUUUGGUUUAUGUGUUGGAUUUACAUAAAGUCCAUCCAUUGUACCAACAACAAUGUAUGUCUAUGGCAGUUCAAUGGUUUUCGACAAACCUUUUCAAUAGAAUUAUAAAAGAUAGGAGUAAAAAAUCACUUUCUAGGGCACAUGCAAUCCAAAUUAGAUUGAACUUGGAUACUGUUAAUACAUGGAUUAAAAAUAAUGAUCUUGAAGUUCAAAAACCGGCUAUGAUAGAUGAUUUUAUGUGGCAACUAUUUCCUUACACUCUAGUAAAGGAUGUAGCUGAUAUUAAUUUGAAUAUACCAACAUUGAGAAACAUUGCAACAUAUAAACCAAUAAUAAAGGAUGAAUUAAAGGGAAAGAAUAAAAGUACUUGGGUAUAUGACACAAAUAAUUCUUUGUUUUACUAUCAAUCAUUCCAUCGUAUAUCGAAAAUUCAUCUGGAACCAGUAUAUCAAUUACUACAAUGGUUACAGGUUGCCACAACAUUAGAUACAGAAGAAGCAUUGGAUGCAACGAUGGCUCUUGUUGACAGGUUAACUCCCAUACAAUUACUAAAAUCUAUAGAACAUUAUAGCUACGAAAUUGAUGAACAUAAAUUCAAAUCAGUACUGAAAAAAAAACUAUCAACUUUAACCAAAUUACCGAAUCAUAAAAAUGAUUUAGAGACUAUAGAAAAACUAAACACUUUCUUGGUCUUACCAACUAUUGCGGAACUAAUUGACUCAUAUAACAACGUAGAGGAUAAAAGGUCAUAUCAACCAUUCAUUCCCGAUGAUGUUGAAGAUGCAGCAUAUGAAAUUCAUGAUGACAAUUUUAAAGCCCGUAGAGAAGCAGAAGAAUAUGCAGAAUUACAUAAUAAAGUAGAAAGUGAUGAUAAUGAUGAUGAAAGUGAAGAUGAAGAUAAUAAUGAUAAUGAUAAUAAAGAUUAUAAGAAUGAUAGAGAAAGCAACACUAGAGCUAGUGAUGAAGAUCAAGAAUCUAGUGUUGAUGACUUUCACUGGGGUGUUACAGAGCCUGACUCGAAUAAAAUAACUGCACCACCACCUGGAAAUAAUACAUGGAAUCACAAUAAUAAUGAAUUUGAAUCGAACCCAUGGUAA
Messenger RNA from Tetrapisispora phaffii CBS 4417, 2157 nucleotides. RefSeq lists its product as uncharacterized. The transcript has a single exon. The record is from RefSeq and is a predicted model, not a curated record. Lineage: Eukaryota; Fungi; Ascomycota; Saccharomycetes; Saccharomycetales; Saccharomycetaceae. Gene Ontology annotation, molecular function: GTPase binding. Bases 1 to 2157 code for a protein of 718 amino acids.